GUUGUGACCUAGUUGAUUGCGAGAUUUCAAACGAGAACACAGGUAACUGGAUUCACGGAAACGGAUCUGGGCAGGUAGACCCUCCGUGACUUACCUGCAAACUAUGUAGAAAAUACAGGUAAAACGAUAUGAAAACUACAGGUAAAUCAUAAAUAUUUACCGUCAAGCGAAAGGAAAUAUGGAGACUUCAAAGGGAAUUACCUGUGUGUGGUUAUUGUUUUGUUUAUGUUGCUUCACGAGCGUUCGGAUUUCCCAGGGUCAGGGAAAUUUGUUUGUGACCCCCCCUCCGGACCUUGGUCGACCGGUAGUGGCAAAUGGAAUUGUAUAUUUCUUACACUACAUCGACAUCCCCGAUCACUGCUUGGAACCUCGGGUGUCGAAGUACCCGGCUGGGGCCGUGAUCAGGGACAGACGGGCGCUGAUGCGAGUUGACAACCCCCACAUCACGUACGGCAACCUGGAGAUCGCACCCUCGGGAUGCCUCUACAUAGAACCAGGGGUGGAAAUGAGGUUUGGCCCAGGAUUUGGAAUCAUUGUGAACGGAACGCUCAUAUCCAGGGGUAGCGACGAACCCGGGGGUCGUAUCCUGAUGACGAAGGACAAGGGGGAGGACACUGGGUACCCGUCAGGUGACUGGUACCAUGACGCCCGAUUGGUUGACGGAAACACCACGCAGGAUGGGCAGCUCAACCUGUUAUAUCAGAACAAGUGGCGGGGAAUCUGCACCAACUAUGUCAAUUUCACAGAAAUGGAUGCCAACGUAACAUGUCGCCAUCUUGGAUUCCUUAAAGGCAACUUUACCUACCACUCAUUUGCCAAGAACUACACCGACUACAUGAUGUUUGGGAGACCCAGGUGUUCAGGGCAGGAGAACUCACUGUUUGAUUGUCCAGGCGUGACAAACAUCCACCUCGGACAACACAUUUGUGAUGGACAACAACUCAUAGGAUUUGAAUGUGAAGGUUUACGGGACGGUCUCGCCAUGGACCACUGGCGAGGACUAGAAUUCUACAAUUCCACUUCGGCAUUAAAAAAUAUUGAGGAUAAUGUUUACACCAAUUCCACAUUUUCGUGGAUAGAAUACACAGAUAUUCUGUAUGCCGGACUGGACAUAUUCCGGGGUAAAGGCAUUGGCGUGAACUACCAGCGGGCAGCUAUAAGUGCAAGUCCACAUGUCCCGGUGUUCAACAAUGUCACGGUCAAGUACAGUGCAUACGACGCCUUCAACUUCACCAAUAUUGAAGGACCCAUCCAUGUUGCUAACUGCACUCUAUACAGAAACAGAGGUUACGGUAUGUACAUACAAACUGCUGUCGGCAACGUCCUUGUCAACAUGACCAACAUCACUGAGAACUGGGGUGACGGCAUCAAGAUGUAUAUGUCAAACCUGACCUACUACGACUACCUGACGAGAUUCCCACAAGAGAAGUCCUUCUGUAAUACCCCAAUCCUGACCGGCCAGACAUACCCUGUGUAUGUUUAUCAGGAUCUCGUCGACUUCGAUGGAAACAAGAUAGUUCCAGGCUUCUCAUGCUCUAAGAGCUAUCAGACAACCGGGAACAAGAAGGUCGUGAUUCACUUCAUGGACUUGAUACGAGACAAAAUGGCCAGUGGCAGUAUAGAAAUACGAGAACAAUCCAGUACGGGGACUCUCAUUGGCACAUACGAUGUAACCAAUGGCAGCUUCCCGCAAUCAGUGACCACCAGAUCCAACAGGGCAUAUAUAGUUUUUAAUUUUGAUAUUCCAAGGAACUACAUAUGCCACGACUUCAAACCCUGUGUUCGAAUCCUCAUGAGAUUUACGACAGUUUUUGCGAAUGAAACCGAUGAUGAUUUCCAGCUGAUCUACUCCGAGGUGUCAAAUAAUACAGGCUAUGGCGUCAAUAUCCAAGACAUGCGCAACAAGGUGUUCUUCAACACCAGCGAAGUCUGUGACAACAAGUACGGAGCCGGAAUACGAAUCUAUCAAGGAGCAGGGGAGGUAACUGUCAACACCACCCUGAUUGAGAGGAACAUGGGUGCAGGCAUCAACAUUACAUACUCUGGGGGCUUCCAGCUCCUCAACAACACAAGGAUAAUUGGAAACCAUGGUUACGGUAUCAUCACUGAAUAUCUCCUGCUCAAUCGGACCAGGAUUGAGGCACAUCAAAAGAUGGAAAUUGUCCGAUCAGAAUUUCAGUUAAAUGAAUGGCGAGCUGUGCGAGUCGGAAAUUACUGUAAAGGAGGAAGCAUAUUGAUAAAUGAGAGUUCCUUCGCGUAUAAUUUUGAUGAAACUAUUGAAUAUCUGUCGUGUAAUAUCUCGACAACAAAACCAACCAAUUUCAGUGUGGCAUUCAAUAAGUUUGACUCCAACUUUCGACAUGCCAUAUUUGUGCGUCCGAUGGUAAAUACUGUCGGUAUUAUCAGCAAUAAUACUUUUCAAAAUCACAGCCUGGGAGGGAUAUUGAUUGACAAUGGAUAUGAUCUUCUUAUAAGUCGAUGGUAUCAAAACUUUGAAGUCAACUAUCACAUUUUCCAGAACCUAUUCACAGAUAAUUAUGGACGCUAUGCAACAAAUAUGAGGUUGACUCAAAACAGUCCGUUUCAGAAGUUGGAGUUUAAGUUUAACAAAUUAGUUGAAAAUAAUAUUCAGGACUCAUUCAUGUAUCUGAACCCAAGGAGCAAGGCAAAUGCAGUAGUGGUGGUGUCGUCUGGAAAUGUCCUGGUGCAGCGGAACUGGAUUCAGAAUCCGAACUCUGUCCGUGAAAUCGCCACCCAUCUUGUGGAUCCAUCUAUUACCAUCAAUGGCAUGGAGAACUGGUGGGGAAUCGAGGUCCUCAGUCAAGAACAGCUGGAACCGAUCCACAAGGCUAUCUUUGACCAGGAUGACAGGUACAACCUGGCCAGGGUCAACUACUACCCUGUUCUGAAGACAGAUCGUCUCUAUGACAACAUAGUCAGUGACAACGUGCCUCGGUUCCGGUGGCACUUCAGUCGACCUGGUAACGUAAUUGGCGGAGUCUUGGAGGACAGUGACUUUACAGCGAAUGAACGCACUGUGUAUCAUGUGGACAGAGAUAUUUUCAUAAUUCCCGGGAGAUCCCUUGAUCUUGGUCGAGGUGUGGUGCUGGAGUUUGAGAGUUCUGUUGGUAUGGUAGUGCAUGGUUGUUUGAGAGCAGACGGCCAUGAAAUUCCUAACACCAUACAGUUUCGUCUGAGAGAUGAUCCUGACAUCCUGCCUGUUGAGAACCGAACGGCUUCAGUUCGUCUGGUAGAUGGUGAAGAUGAAUAUGAAGGUCGUCUGGAGGUCGACAUCGAUGGUGAAUGGGGUACUGUUUGUAAUGAGGGUUGGUCGGAGCAGAACUCACUGUUGGCAUGCCAGCAAUUGGGCCUCGUCUACAACCCCGACAUGCCGACAGCCAGACAGAAACUGUACAGCGCCACAAACCAGCCUAUCCUGAUGAGCUGGGUGAAAUGUGAUGAAGUGGACACUGACCUCACACAGUGUCGUGCAGUCCGAAAUGGGGAGCACCAAUGCACUCACAAUAUGGACGUCUUCCUCCGGUGUGAGCCGGCCACCUGGGCAGGUAUAACGUUCCCUGCCACUCCGAAGGAUGGCCAGUCCUGCACAUCCCAGUUGCGCCACAUCGCCAUCCACAAUGCAGGACUUCUAGAUCACGCCACCAUGGCACACACGCCUGCCCUCAGGAUCGACUACAACUACUACCAGAUCUCCUACAUCACCAUCACUGGUGCCCUGUCCGACGCCAUCCACAUCAAGUUUAACCACCCUCACACCGAGAACAAGCUGGAAUAUGGUAACAUCACCAACGUGCAUGGCAACGGCAUCGUCCUGAGGAGCCCCCGGAUGGACAUCCUCUACACCCGAGUAACGAACAGCGACUACGCUGGCUUCUUAUUUGACCCGUUCUUUACAGAAUAUGACUCUCUGCUUGUCCGGAACUCUAUUUAUGCCACCAGGCGGACAUACAUGACGGAAAAUCCACAGUUGAACAUUGGCGAUAGAGGGAUGAUCUUCCUGCUCAGCAAGCCCGGGACUGCUAUUGAGAGUAAAGCGUACUUCUGCCAGUUGUUUGUGACCAGCACGUUCCGCAUCACACUGCAGGUCCUGGAUUACUCUCCAUUGACGGACAUCGAGGAGGUGACCGUGUAUGACUCAAGUCGGUCUGAGAUUCAGCAGAGCACACACAGCUGGAAGAUUGAGAAGGAUCUGAUUGAUUUUCCAAUUGUCUCCUCAUCUCAGUACCUCACUAUAAAGCUGGACAUUAAGGGAGGGGUUCGUUCUGGCAGGCUGUCCUUUGCUGCUAUAUCAUAUCAGUACGAGCCAACACCUCCAAUACUGAGGACGCAUAUGCGUAACUGUACAUUCAGCUACAACAACCAGGGCAUCGUUACAAAGCAUUACAACAACCCAUCCAACAGGAAACUCGAGCUGUACCACAGACACAAGCUGGAGACGUUCGUCUUUGAAAGAAUCAACGUGUUCCACAGCCGGAAGGAGGCCAUGUACAUGCCGAGCGUCACCAAGUACAACGAAGACUAUGUCCCUACUUGGGAGGAGAUGACCAUUCCCCAGAAGGUGGCAACGAUCGAGUAUACCAUUGACCAGUGCCACUUCCUCGACAAUGAGUACGGAGUUCUGGCAGAGCAUAAUCAUGUAGACUUUGCCAACAAUGUCUGGCACUGGACGGUGAAGCGUUCCGACAUCAUGAAUAUUAACAAUGGUGGGUUUGAGGUUGAACUGCCAAGGGUUAACGAUGAGGAAGGAGGCGUGAAAAAACACAAGAUUGUGUUCCAGGACAAUAUUGCCAAGAACAACAGGAAAUUUGCUUUUACUGUUGCAGGAUAUUACGCCAAUGUGAGCAUUUUGAGUAACACCUUCAUGAACAACUUGUGUCGGAAGGGUCUGAUGACAAUCUCAGGCAUGGAGAAGGAUAUGCAUCUGUACAGCAACAAGAUUGAGUCCAACACGGGGACCUACAUGAUUGACUUGGACAUCAUAAGCCAUUCUGAAUACUCUAACCAAGUGUCAGGACUCAUGGAGUUGAAUGAAAUAUUAGGCAACAGGUACUAUCAAGGACAGGUGGCUCCAGGCUCAGAAUACAGCCCCAAGACCUUCACUGUUGCCUUCCGGGGCCUUCAGAGCAUGAAGGCCAAAAAGAACCUGUUUGAGAAUCCGGACCUUGGCUUUGAGCUGGUCGCUGCCACAACAGCCCUCUCCCUUGGGAACACUGUCGAUGUGAAGGAGAAUUGGUGGGGUUCAACUAACAUUGAUGUGAUUAGGAAGAGAAUCUUCGAUUUUGAUGACUGGAAUAGCUAUGCCAUUGCGACCUACCAUCCCUACUUGACCAAAUCAGAUGUUAAUUCUGACGUAGCCACUGGCCCACCUGUGGAUCUUCCUCUUGAUUUGCGCCGUCUUGGUGGUCGAGUGACCAAAUCGCUGAGUUUGCCCUACCAGACUACACCGUACACUGUUGUUGCUGACUUGACUGUCAUGCCACAGGCAACACUGACUAUUGCACCUGGAACCGUGCUGCAGUUCAGACCGAAUGUAGGUAUUCUCGUUCUCGGCAAACUUCAGGCUCGGGGACUUCCUUACAACAGAAUAAAACUCCAGCCUCUGAAGGACACAACCUCACCGAGAGUGAAGAGAGAAGCUGAAACGUCGGAACACAGACAAAAGCGUCAAGUUUUGGGAGACGUGCACCUGAAAGGAGAUGGAACUUUGUUCAACGAUGAGGGAUUUCUGGAAAUGUACAACACUUCCACCCAGUCCUGGAAUAUCAUGUGCGACAACCAGUUCAAUGAGAAAACAGCAGAGGUCGUCUGUAGAGCUCUUGGCAAGGAAACCAUCAAUGUCCGGGUCCGAUUCACUCACUUGUAUGAUCACUACAUCUAUGGCAAACCAAGCUAUUUCCGAAAGGAGUUCUGGACAUUUAGUUACUACUGUCGAGGCGAUGAGACCUCGUUGGAGCAGUGUGAGAAACGAUACAACUAUAACCUCCUGCCAUGUAUCUAUGCUGCCAACUACACCUUCAUCACAUGCGGGCCUAGGAACCUGGAGAGCGAUGUGGACUACUGGGGGAACAUUAGGUUCGCUACAGACAGCUACCAGGAGAAGUUUACUCUGGACCAGAACUUUUACCAGGACUCCUAUGUGGAGUAUAUGGACAUAGAAGGAGCUGGAAUCCUACAUGGGGAAAAGGUUGGGGCCAUACAGACUACGUACGUCACUCCAGUGUUCAAAAACAUCAACAUAACCAAAUGUGCUUCUAAUGGCUAUGACAUCAUUGCGCCCAGAGAUAUGAUGGAGAUUAGGAAUCAGAACAUAUCCGGGAAUCUCGGGUUUGGUGUGAAUGUCCUAGUCCUAAACGGGGAGUCGAGUGCACGAGAGUCCUCCUUCACUCCGCUCGGCAUCAGCACCAUCCCCUACCAUGUGUAUGGACUGGUGGACAUCUGUCGGAUGGAGAAGGAGAUCACGCUGGACAACAGGAUGAUCCUGUACUACAAGUAUUCUCACAAAGCUGUUGACUGUGUCAAGAUUAUCCGCAGCUCCAACCCAAGGAAGACUGUCGGACUCCGCUUUCUGCAGCUCAAUCUCUUCCAUGAGGACUUCUCGUGGAAUUCCGUUGAGUUGUUUGACGGUCUAGUAGUGUCCCAGGCUACCCUGCUGAAACAGAUUCUGGCCAACACAAGUGGGUCGGAGGUGCUAAGGCAGUACACCAGUACAGGCGAUACUCUCGCCAUUCACAUGCAUGCCUCGGUCUCCUUCCAAUAUUAUGGGUUUAUUGCUGAAAUCGUGACUGUGCCACCUACGGGACUGACUUAUCCUGAUAGCAACUACCGCCAUGUGCUGCAGCAGACGGUCAUAAGGAGUAACCAAGAUGGCGCCAUUCAGUACAAAAAUGUAGGGGAGAUAAAUCCGUCACUCUUCAUUGAUCACUGUUGGCUUGAAGGUAAUGGUGUAUCCAUUUUGAACCUGACAUCUCCACCAACAAUUGACAUCUCGUUGCAAGGAACAGUUUUAUUCGACUUCAGCCACAACUACAUCAGUCAAAACAAGGGAGGAAUGUAUUUCUCUGCCAGGACGAAAACCAUCGCAACUGCAUUACGUGGAAACAUUACUAAUAACGUAUUUGCAUAUGGCUCCCACGGAGAGGCUCUCAACAUCUCAGGGCAUUAUUACCAGCGUGUUUUCCUGUUCCAAAACUACUUCUACAACUACACAACAGGGGACUACCGUGACGUCAUCCACAUCAAGGACGUCGUCGUGAACUUCACAUACAAUGUCAUUACGAAUAAUGUCGGUCAUUACAUCCUGGCAGCCUAUAAUAGUCCCGAUCCGCAGGCACGGCAGGAGUACACGCGGUGUGGCUUCAAUGACAACAAUGCGACGGCCCUUUAUGAGAGUACUGUCAAGGUCGGCAAAGGUCGCCCGGUCUUCCACCAUAACUAUCUUGUCAAUGAACUCAACGACUUCGAGUUUCAGUCAAGCUCAAAAGAAGAUCCUUCAGAGCUGCCUGUGAAUGCGACCCAGAACUGGUGGGGGUCGGACAGAAUUGGGUACAUCAACGGGAAAAUCUGGGAUGAAUCCGACAACCCGCUGCUGUCUCCGGUAGCCUUCGUGCCACCUAAGCUGGACAACAGAUCGGUCGUCGAUGGGAAGUGUAGGCCGGGAUGGAAACUAGACACAGGACGCUGCUACAGGUACAUGGGCGGCGCGCUGCCCUUCUAUGAGGCUAACGAGUUCUGUAAGGCUAAUGGUGGUUUCCUAGCAGACCUGCGGGGUCGUGAGUAUUUCCUGGAGUACUUAGUGCGGCUGAUGCGUGCCGUGGACAAGCCAAAAAUGCGCGUGUGGGUGAUGGGGGACUUGAAGUCUGGGUACUGUGCAGCCCUGGAGGGGAACUACAUGGUCAUAGAGGAUGACUGCACAAGACUCCUGUACCCCUUCGUCUGUGAGAAAGAUCCAUACAUUACCCAGCCUCCAGAGGUAACAGACUAUGUGAAAGCAAUAGCGAUUGGUAUUGGUGUUGGUAUUGGAGGGCUGAUUGUCCUUGUCAUCCUCAUCAUCGCCAUUCUGUGGUUCAUCAAGUCUCGAAGACGAGGCAAGGAAAGGUUUGAGCGAGCAAUGUCCAUCAGGUCGUCAAUCCGUGGAAGCAUCAGAAGCAAGUCUCAGCUGACUGUCUUGUCCACUGGAACAUCCAGACAACGGAUGAACGACUUCAGGGAUGAAGUGUCUCAACAUUCUUAUGCCUCAAGAACCUCCCGAGGUACAAGUCUUGGAAACAGUGUGGAGAGUAUUCAAUCUGCUCCUCGACCCGCUGUUGGCCGGACAAUGGCUUCCCUCAGGAAACAGCCUCUUCAUAACAAGGGUUAUUACCAUGAUGAGAGCGUGCUGGAAGAUGAUGAUGAUGAUGGUUUUGAUGAUACUUUUGAUGAUGAUGAUGAUGAUUUGGAUGAGAAGGAUGUGAAAGUGAGUCAGGAGAACAUUGAAGGCCCUGUGUACAACUCGGGACAUGUCACUCACCAGGGACAGGCUCCCAGGGUUAGGAAUGGGAAUCUACGUCAUGUCGGGUCACAAGAAAUUGCAUACAAUUAUGACCAUGGUGAUGACGAUGAAGAUGAUGAUGAUGAUGAUGAUGAUGAUGAUGAAAAGAGUUACCACAAACAGUCCUUGUCCAGCUUCAGUGCUCCCGAAAGUCCAUCGACUCCCGUCAAGAGUAAAAUCUUCCUGCCAAGAAGCACUCACAGCCUAGCUUCCCAGAGAUCUGAUCUCCGUUCACAGCCUCUACCCACUCCCCCACCAACCCCACCUGUCUCAGGUCGCUAUAGCAACGUCCCAGGUUACAAUUCUCCUCAACAUAGACCUUCACCCAACAUGUAUGACGACGUUCCGUCAGAGACAAGCAGCAAUCCAAGAUAUGGAAAUGUCCCGGGCUAUACCCAGAGUCCACAGAGAAUGGCUGCAAGGUCCACUCCAGAUCUGUACGAUGACGUCCCAUCCGAAACCAGCAGUGACCACAGAUACAGUAAUGUGCCAGGAUAUAGUCCCAGUAAACAUCAACCACAAACAGCAGCCAGAUCCACACCCAAUCUGUACGACGAUGUCCCAUCGGAGUCUGGCAGUGACCGUAGGUAUGGAAAUGUACCAGGAUAUCAAGGUCCACAGAUCCAACGGCCACAAGCCGUACCACGUACACGCACACCAGAUAUAUAUGACUACCCGCCAGGCAGUGAUACGUCACGAUUCAGAGAAUCACCAAAACCUUCGGCGCGAGUGCUUACAGGUUCUCAGGAUAGCCGUCGAGAGUCACCAGUCCCAGCAGCUCGUAUAAAACCUGUCCCAUCUCGUCGACCUGAUCGACCCUCACCAUUGACAGUGGCACCGUCGAUGAUCGCAGCAUCGCCAACGGUGCUGCCGCCACCUCAACAGAGAUUCUCUCAACCGCCCACCUACCGUACUGUGCCUCGGGACAAUGUCUUGUACCUCCAGCAGAAACUCAAUGCUCCCAAUGAAGAGAGUGUGGAGACCGAGAUCUAGAACAUGGAGACAAAGAGGGAAAAGCCAGAAAUAAUCAAUACCACUUACGUCACUUUGCACAGCCUGGUAUAGGUGGUAGAAAGACAGAUCAAUAGAACAUUGGACCUAGGUCUUGACCACACAGCAAUACUUGCCACUUCAGGAAUAGUAACACCCGAAGACCUUAACAAAGAGCUAUGACAGAUUUAGGUCUGUGAUCACUUUGUGGAACAGAUCCCUGAAACUAGAACUCUCAUAUAGAGCAUUGUUUUAAGAAAAACUGGCCCCAGAACUUUGUCUUACAUUGACCCGGAUCGAGAAGAGACAGGAACUGUUCAAUGAAUCAGAACAAUCUGAUGGUAUUUUGUAAAAAAUUGAAAGGUUUGGCAAGUUAUUUUUUGUCAGGUACAAUUUCUAAGAAAGAGGAUGUUGGGACCUAAGUUUUGAGGUGAAUAUUCAGGAUAAUGGUUAUGUGGGUUUGUUUGUUUUCAAAGAGCCCGCACAGAGGGAGCAUAUGAAAAGCUAUCCAACAUGUGAAGAAGUGCUGUAUCAGUUGUAAUUAUUUGCUGAGAUUGGGAGGAGAGGUUGUUUUAUUUUUUAUCCAAUAUUUAAGCAAAAGUUGACAUAUUUAUAUGGGAAAUGUUUUAUUUACUAUGCUCAAGUCUAUAUUUAUGUAUGGCCAUUUCACAGUGAACUGCAUGUAACGUGCUGAGCAAAGCUCGGUGCGCUGUUUGGUGCUGUCAAACAUGAGCUGAACCUUCAUACAUACAAGAAGAAAAGGAAAAGAUGUAUUCUACCUAUCGACCAAGGUUCCCUGAUAAUCCUUACUUUUAAGAUAUAUUGUAAUCAGCUUUUAUAGAACAUAUGGCACAUUCACUAUCCUUUUAUAUCUGUUUAACCAGUAUUGUACUUCUUCCCCUUUAAUAAUCUCCCAGUUUUCAGGGGCCCAUUCCACAAAUUUGUCUUAGCGCUAAGAUGAUCAUAAACCCCCAUACUUUAACAUGGGCUUACAACACUCUCAGCGCUAAGAUGGUUUUGUGGAGCAUGGCCCUGGAUGGAAUAUAAUGGAUUUGAAUGUGAAUUCCAAUGUGAAAUCACUUCUACCUCAGAUGUGUAUGUGAUUAGGUAAAGUCUAUCUUCUUCUUGGACAAAGUGUGCCUUAACAGAAUGCAGUGUGUAGGGCAUCAUAGGACAUGUGUAGAACAUUGUAGAAUAUUGUAGAACAUUGCCAGUGCCAGGUGAAGGCUACAAGUGCUUUGUCUCAAGGAAUUGUUUUAAUAUCAUUUUCCAUGAUUUUGUCAUUUCAGAUUUUUAAACUUAUCACUUAACCUUUCCUCACUAAACCCUACUUCAUGUCUUGUUCAAUUCAUUUUUAGCUAUCCAUACAAAUAAUAUAUUGUUUUAUAUAUUUAUAUGAUUCUUAUCCAUCAAAUCAAAAAGUGCUCAGGUCAUUCAAAUAAAUAUUUUCUGUGAAAAUAGGGAAUUGCAAAAAUUACAUUAAUAAAAUGCCUGAUGUUGAGAGGAAACUGAUGAAGUUCUCUUUUGGUAUUAUAAUUUGUCUGUUUUGUUUUGUAAAUAAAUAUGGUGAAAGCCACAUGGGGAGACUUUAUUUGGAUGGACAAGCAUUUAGGUCACAAAAAUUAAUGACAAAAAAUAAGGGGAAGUUUAUUUGAUUUCAGUGCAAUAAUGGAUGAAAAUCACCAGUUCCCCAUAUAACUAAACACUGCUUGGAUAGGUUGCAAAAUCAUAAUUAUAUUCCGUCUCAGUGUAGACAUGACCUGAUUUCUACAGUAUUAUCGUUAACGUGUAAUAUAUAUGGCGCAUAAUUAGUCUGCAGCUGAAAGGGGUGGAAAGUAGUUUGUACUAGCAUUGUCUCCUGGAAAACAUGUGAAUGGUCACUUUGGGUGGGUUGAAACAAAAACAAGAAUAGUUGUUCAUGUCAAUAUAUUUUAUUCUAAUUUGGAGUUACAUUGUGUGGGAUGGUAUUUUUACUCGUUGAAAAAUUAACAAUAAGUACAGUGAAAAAUGUAUUUUGUGUGCCCUGAUAGUGUAUAAUGAGAGAAAUCUGUGACCAUACCACAGCUUAUGCAACUUUACAUGUGUUCAACAUGGAUGUGACAAUUCUUGAACCUAGUUUAUUAUUUGACAGCAACAGUUACUCUUUUAGGCCUGAACAUGUUUACUAUUUGAGCAGUGUAGACACUGAGGACACAUAAUCGUCAGCGUGAACACUCCUCACUCAAAGAACUUACAUGGUUUUUCAAUAAUAAACUUCCCAGUGAUGAAAUUUACUGAAUGCCAUUUUGCCAAAAUUAAAGAUUUAUUUGACCAAUAAAUCCACUUUCAUUUCGAGUAGUGGAAAUUAAAAUUUUUCUGAAUACAAUUUUGUUUGGCAGAUUUAAACUUGAGAAGACAUCUUGUAAUUCUGAAAUACUAGAUUAGUAAUUUGACAUCUUUACAUGAAAUUUGGUUGUGUUUGCAGAAUUUCUGGAAUAAUAUUUUGUUUAAAUAAUGGGCUCAAAUGCUAAUAUCCUUUUCAUCAUUUAUGUUACAGUUUAGAAUUAGAUUGGAACAUUGAUUACUGCCAUGUGUGUUAAGCAUAGACAAACUGUCCGCAGGUAAAGAGUGUGUGUAUGUACAUGUCCUAUUGUCAACUAGCCUCCAAGGCAGCAGCAGCAGCAGCAGCAGCAGCAUUUUAGCAUUUUAAUUUUGUACAGAUACCUGAUUCUUUCUUUUGUACGUUUUCUAUGUGAUUUUGUAAAUACCAUAAUUUGUAUGUGUAGAUACUAGAAUUCCUGGCUUCCUCAAUGGUUUAGAGUUCACUUUGAAAUUGCCUUGAUUUUACUGUUUGAAAAUAUCAAAGGCAUCAACCGUCAAAAUUCUGUGUCGAUAAAUUGUUUGAAUGUCUUAAAAACUAAUUGGUCCUUUGUACAUAUGUUUGUGAAAUUGUCCUAUGUUCGGCAGGAGGGAGUCGAAAUGUAUGAUUUAUACUUUUCCAAUUACAUUGUUUCAUUGACACCAAUUGUUGAAUGACUUGGAAACAACAAUAUGGCAAUAACAUAUCACACAUCAUUCUGAGCACAAAGGGUCUUCUGCUUGGUCCUGAUACUUUGUCCUAAGUGGCAGCCAAAACGGGGGGACAGGUGACUCCUUCAGAGCUGAGUUAGGAAAGCUGAAAUUGAAGAUAAGGAGAGACAACUCUCAGCUUGUUUUUUUUUUACAUACUUCAGAAGUGAGGGUUAUAUUUCCAUCUCACACUGGCUGCUCUUCCACAGUUCCUAACUACUUCUGCUUUACUUUAGGUAGAUGUCAUUUUGGACAGCAUUAGUCCCAGUAUUAUGUAAUUUCUGUCUAUCAGUCAACACUGGACAUUGCAAUUCAGUGUAAUGCACAAAAUAACUCAACUGCAAAAUAUUGUUUAUUUUCCAUCUUUUUUUGCUUACUUAGUUUUCCAUUUUUUUCCUUCUUUCUUUGUUUAUAGGCAAGAAUAGUUGUAAAUAUAGACACAAGUCCAUUCCUGUUUCUAUGUGAUUCUGAUUUAGAGUGUGAUGUUAUUCUUUCUCAUCUGUAUAAAUUUUUCAAGCUCAAUCAUUCACAACAGAAUCAACCAUCAUCGGGCGCUUUCUCCAUCUUGUUAUGGUAUGAUUUAGUCCACUGUGAUCACACUGAUCUCAUUGUCAAUUCCAUUGUAUAUAUGUCAUUGUCUUGCUUGUGUCAUCACUUUAUGAAACGAGAUCAUUUAUACAUCUAUUUGAUAAUAAACAUUGAAAAUAA
Haliotis rufescens (red abalone) is the source of this 13294-nucleotide messenger RNA. RefSeq names its product protein bark beetle-like. Lineage: Eukaryota; Metazoa; Mollusca; Gastropoda; Lepetellida; Haliotidae. The coding region runs from base 179 to 9541 and encodes 3120 amino acids. Gene Ontology annotation, cellular component: membrane. The record is from RefSeq and is a predicted model, not a curated record. The transcript is spliced from 15 exons.